GCCAAUUCCCCGCAACCCACCCCACACAUUCUAAGACGCUUCCAGCAGCAUUGACAGCAGCUCAAUGGAAUAUUUUGCGGCCGUCGGAAUAAUGCUGUCCGCUUUAGCCUAUGAAGGAGGUGUGAUGAUGUCGAUAUAAGUUCGGUCGUAUUGUAUGGAGGUAUAUGAAGCUUGGAUAUCCCUCAUCCAAACGCAGUUACGACAUCGACAUCUUCACAAUGCCUGCACUUCGAGCAGCCGCAAUCUCACUUGCAGCCUCUGCUGUGUACGCCUACCCAACGACAGAACCAUCCGGAGCACCAACCAUAAGUUUACCGAAUACUGCAGAAGGUGCCUCGAUCCCACAUAGCAAUUCUUUCGCGUCGUUCUCGUUCGAACCCGCAUUCUGGGUUGAAUUCUUCGGCAAUGCCAGCAAUCCGAACAAGCUCACCUUUAGCGUUUUGGAUAGGAUCCACGAACAUGGCGGAAGACCGGUAAUACGGCCUGGCGGUAUCACCAUGGACAGUAUGGUUUUCGACAAAGAAGGCGGCGACGUAGUGCGUACUACCAGCCCAGAAGGCGGAGUAUGGCGAACCACUGUUGGACCAAACUACUACAAAAGUUGGAGUAAUUUCCCCAACGGCACCAAAUUCAUUUCAACCCUCAAUUUCGGCAAUGAGAGUUUGGACAUUUCUACUGGCCUUGCAGUCGCAUCACUUACGUAUCAGUCUGACAAGGUUGCAUAUUUGGAACUAGGAAACGAGCCGACCAAUUAUAAAGAAAGUCGGUGGAAUGACUCGACAGCGGCCUAUGUGCAGGAAUGGAAGCAGUACACAGCUAGCAUCGAUGCUGCGUUGGAUGCAUUGAACAGUUCAGAUCUGCCUCAAGAGCGCUGGUGGGCAUCUUCCGCAACUACAGAUGACUCAGGCCUAGAAGUUCGACCUGCUGCGCUCAUUCCAGCAGGUAUUGACUCGGAAGAUCAAGUUGGCAUCUACUCAAUACAUUCGUAUGCCUUCUCAACCUGCGAUCCCAAACGCGCAGCUCUGGCUACCAUCGAAAACAUCCUCAAUCACACCGAACUCACACGCUACUGCGAUGAAGAAAUCUACCCAUCUGCUCGCGCUGCUCUAGAUGCAGGGAAUAGAUGGAACAUUGGCGAGUUCAACUCUGUGUCUUGCUCUGGAGCACCAAAUGUUACCGAUACAUUCGCGCAAGCACUUUGGGUCGUGGAUAGUGAACUUAUCUACGCGACACGAAAUGCCACUUCUACGCAUCUACACCAAGGGGCUACACUCGCUCUUCAAUCAAACGAACAACUCAAUACACCUGGGGCAAAUGGUAGCCCAGGCUUCAGCACUUACUCCAUGCUAUACCCCCGCGACAGCGACUUGAGAGGUCCGGCACGUACUUUGCCGUCUUUCGUUGCGCAGCUCUUCAUGGCUGAGGCUUUCGCUGUGCCUGACACUCGUGUGCGCGCUCUCGAGCCUCCAGCUGGUGUUGAUUCAGAGUCUUUCUCUGCGUAUGCUUUCUAUGUGGAAGAUCACCUGGCCAAGCUUGCUCUUGUCAACAUGAAACCUUACUAUGCCAAUUCAACUGAGGACUUUUCGGUUCGCGUUGAUUUGUCAGAAGCCGUCAGUUCCGGUGGCGGAUGUUUGGGUGUGAAACGGUUGACGGCGCCUUUUGUAAACACUGGUAACAGUUCGUUAGUGUCGUGGGCUGGACAAUCUUUCCCUCAGGGUGAGGCGAUAGGCAAGGCAGUAGUCGAAGCAGUCGGGGAGGAUAAUGUGGUGGACGUCAGAGGAAGCGAAGCAGUACUCGCGUUCUUCGAUAAGAACGACGCAUACGGUUUGUAGGUCUCAUAACCUGCACGGUGCUUCCAGCAUUGAUGCAACAGUGUAAUUAUUGCGGCAGCAAUAUACCCUAGACCUGCCCCAAGAGCUAUCGUAGCCUCGCCAAUAAAUCCUUCUUUCAGCUCUUCUUCUGUUAGAGGUCCGGUAUCUGCCGCAAUCGAGACCUCCGUUGAUCAUGGUGUUGCUGUUGGUACGGCAAUAUGUGUUUGCAGUAACGUCGAUAUCAGUGUUUGUUGGAAGCGUGGAUGAAAUAAAUUCGGU
Molecule: messenger RNA, 2090 nt
Organism: Alternaria alternata
Lineage: Eukaryota; Fungi; Ascomycota; Dothideomycetes; Pleosporales; Pleosporaceae
Product: glycoside hydrolase family 79 protein
Exons: 1
Coding region: 219-1832 (537 amino acids)
Source: RefSeq, a predicted model, not a curated record